ACAAACUAUUUGAAUAUAAUUUCAAAUUUAAUUGUUAAGGGAAAACUGAGCUCUAAUCAUGACAAAGAUCUCCUUAUUGCUUUUCGUCAUGGCCCUUCUUGCCUCUCUCCACGCUUAUGAGGCUCACCGCAUGGUAAAAUCCGAUGAAGCAAUUGAAAAGGACUUGCACAAAGCCGAGGCCCUGAUCGAGGAAGACUUAAAGGCCACGCAAACGAGCAUUCAAGGUUUGACAUCUGAGACGAAAACCUUGAGCAAAUCUGAAGAGGUGUUAAAUCAACUUGGAAAAGACUACAAAAAGGAUAUGGAUGUAGCUCCUUAUGGAAAGAAACUCAGAACAUUCAGCAGGGCAGCAAAAAAUGUCACGAAAGCACCACCUGCGAAAAACAAGAAACCUGCAUCCGUGAUCCAAACGAUCUUGCAAGAUUUUGGGCUAAACGGAGGGAGGGAAUGACAAAAAAAAAAAUUAGGGUUUGAUUAAUGUUUUUGAGUGAGUUUUAAAGAGGUCUGAACUUGUUCAUGGAGUUUAGCUUAACAAGUGAGAGGAGCAAAUAAAUUCCCCACAUAGUAUAUAAGUUACGUUGCUAUCAUUCUGUAAUUAAUACGAUUAAAUGAACUACUUAUGAUAACAAAAUAUGUUUCUAUGCGA
Messenger RNA from Brassica rapa (field mustard), 646 nucleotides. RefSeq lists its product as uncharacterized. NCBI's taxonomy places the organism in Eukaryota, Viridiplantae, Streptophyta, Magnoliopsida, Brassicales, Brassicaceae. The record is from RefSeq and is a predicted model, not a curated record.